AUGGAGGCCCAGCGGUAUCCCAUCAGUGUCCGUUUGAUUGGGGUGAUGCACAAGGAGAAGAGCAAAAUGUACAUGACCUCCGUGCUUUGGUCAGAUCAGAAUGACAUUGUUGUUUACAGAACCUUUCUCGAUUUCAAGAAAAUGCACAAACAAAUGAAGAAAAGGUUCCAAAAAACAAGUAAGCUGAAAAAAUCUGAAAGAAUCAUUCCCAAAUUUCAAGACAAGAAGAUGAAGCGGGGCGGCCGGAGGAAGGGUCCCACAAAAUCACUUGUGCGCCUGAAGUUCCUGCAGAAGUACUGCAACGAGCUUCUGAGCUGCAACCCGCAGGUCGGUCAGUCUGCAGACCUCAUCCAGUUCUUCCAACCCAAAGACCAGGACCUGCAGCCGGAGUUCGCGAAGAACAGCAUCAUGAUCAUGCCAUCAGACGACGAAAUCGGGGCAGACGCAGGGCACGGCAACGGUGGCAACGUGACUCAGCCGUUUGUCACAGAGACAUACCGAUGUGUGGCCCCGUACGAAACCAAAGACACCAAGAACAAACCUUUCAAAGUGGCGGUGGAUGAAAAAGUGGACGUACUGAUCAAAGACAAAGCAGGGUGGUGGCUUGUGGAGAGUGAGGACAAACGGAUGGCCUGGUUCCCUGCCCCCUAUUUGGAGAAGCUAGAUGAUGAUGAGGAGGGGGAUGAAGAUGACAUAGAUGAGACUCCUGAGAGAGCGCUGUACACCAGUAUCAAGAACUACAAGGCCACCAAAGAUGAUGAGAUAAGCAUAAGCAUCGGUGCGGUGGUGGAGGUCCUGCAGAAGUCUGACAACGGCUGGUGGCUCGUCAGAUACAGUGGUAAAGCAGGUUACAUCCCCAGCAUGUACCUGCGGCCCUACAAAUACCCCCAAAUCCGCAUGACAACCAACCAUCAAAAUCAGUGCGUCUCCUCCGCGCUCCCGCUCCCCACCUCGAUGCUGGGACGGUCCCACGAGCUCAGCCGCUCUCAGGGAGACAUGCUGCAGCUUCCACAGCCAGACAGCAAGCCGAGGUCGCACUCUCUUAGCAUUCUGUCUGAACAGCUCCCUCCUUGGUCUGCACCGAGUACCUCCGCUGCCAGCGUUUCCACCGCACCCGCCACUGGGAAACGCGCUCCUCCGCCCACCAUCAAGGUGGAGAUCGUCGGAGAGGAGGAACCACGUGGCACGACCGCGAGAGCAGAUAGCGAUGCAAGCUUUGUGAGCAGCAGCGGCAGCAGCAGCGACAUCAGCUUAAGUGACGACUUCAGCACCUCCUCAGCGAACUCGUCCCUCAACCUGAGCCGCAGCGCCACAGAUGAACGGCUGUGCCUCAGCCACACGCCUCCAGCCACGUUGGGCAACCGACUCAGUCCCACAAGCGGCCUCGAGGGGAAAAUAAUCCCCAGUGUCUCCGAUCCCAACCUCUACAAGGGGCCUACAACACCUAAGGUGCCACCCAGGCCGCGGGCUCAGGAGAUCCUCACCCGCUGCAGCACUGUCACCCGCAAGAAUGCAGCCAGAGGCGGUGCGUCACCCACACAAACUGAGAUACUGAGCCGAUGAAGUUUCUAUUGACAUAAAGGUUAGCUUUAUUUUGUAGUCUCGCUCCAGCAUUGGUCUAUUAGGGAUGGAGUUCUGCUAAUUACAACUGCUAGUGAGAUUUGUUUAAUGAUUGAUUAGGAAAGUAGUAAGACCGCAUUCAGAAAAAUAGCUAGAAUUGAGAGUUACAUCAUCAUAUGCCUUGAGAGGAAUGUGGGAAUAAGUAAUCGUAAUUCAGCGGUCUGUAAAACUGAAUAGAAAAGUGACAGUUUUGUUAAUGUUGUCUGCCAUGUGUAAUGUGCAUGUGUACAACUUUCACAAAAUUUGCUAAAUUUAAUAGCCUUAGACGUAUAAACAAGACGAUUGAUCAAGAUACACUAAACAUUCAUAACUCACCUCUUUACUAUUGGUUUUGAAUGAUGGUUUAUUUUCCAUACUGGAAACCUUGUGUUGUGCCUUAUAUGCAUUUUCACUGUGCCCCACGCACAGAGUGAUUGAAAAACAGGUUUACACCAAACCCCACGUUAAGAAUGGAUGUGUGUAAUUAACACUGAACACACACCCCAGAUUAAACCAUGUAAAUUCUGCU
Xiphias gladius (swordfish) is the source of this 2128-nucleotide messenger RNA. It is a transcript of the gene noxo1a, whose product is annotated as NADPH oxidase organizer 1a. The transcript has 8 exons. Bases 1 to 1563 code for a protein of 520 amino acids. Lineage: Eukaryota; Metazoa; Chordata; Actinopteri; Istiophoriformes; Xiphiidae. Gene Ontology annotation, biological process: superoxide anion generation. The record is from RefSeq and is a predicted model, not a curated record. Gene Ontology annotation, molecular function: phosphatidylinositol binding; superoxide-generating NADPH oxidase activator activity; protein binding.